Hyla sarda is the source of this 3787-nucleotide messenger RNA. It is a transcript of the gene NKAIN1, whose product is annotated as sodium/potassium transporting ATPase interacting 1. Bases 302 to 925 code for a protein of 207 amino acids. Gene Ontology annotation, biological process: regulation of sodium ion transport. The transcript has 7 exons. Lineage: Eukaryota; Metazoa; Chordata; Amphibia; Anura; Hylidae. The record is from RefSeq and is a predicted model, not a curated record.
UGGGUGGGUGUGUGGCUUGUCCUCUCUGCCUGCCACGCCUAUCCUCCCCCCUCUUAUACACAAAACACACAAUAGACCAACACAAAGAGGACAUAAGGUUGAUUGCUCCUCCUCUCCUAUAUAGCAUGUAGAUUUCUAGGGUGGCAUUGCUAAACAUGGUCCUGUGAGCCAUCAGGCCUUUUCUUUACAGGGAAAAUGCAGAAUAUCCUAGGCUGAUGAGCUGACAUUUGUAGGAUUACCUUAUCAGAUCAGGAUUGUCUACACCAAAGCCUGCUGUUGGUAGGAUCACAAGCUGUCCACUAUGGGCAAAUGCACUGGGAGAUGUACCUUGGUUGGGAUCUGCAGCCUGCAGCUGGCAGCUGCUCUACAGAGGCAAAUAUUUGACUUCCUUGGUUACCAGUGGGCUCCAAUAUUAGCCAAUUUCCUUCACAUUAUGGCUGUCAUCCUGGGGAUAUUCGGCACUUUACAUUACAGAUCUAGAUAUCUAAUCUUGUAUUCUGUGUGGUUGGCAUUAUGGGUUGCAUGGAAUGCCUUUAUAAUCUGUUUCUACCUGGAAGUGGGGCAUUUAUCACAGCACAGGGACCUGAUAAUGAAUUUUAACACUUCCUUGCAUCGGUCGUGGUGGAUGGAGAAUGGACCAGGCUGCCUUGUGACACCUGUUCGAUCACCACCUCUGUCACUAGCGGAUCACCACAUGGUCACAGUGACUGGCUGUCUUCUUGACUAUCCCUACAUUGAAGCUCUGAGCAGUGCACUACAGAUCUUUCUGGCGCUCUUCGGCUUUGUGUAUGCCUGUUAUGUCAGCAAAGUCUUCAUGGAUGAAGAAGACAGCUUUGAUUUCAUUGGCUCUUACGAUUCCUAUGGAUAUCAGGCUCCCAUGAAGACAUCACACCUCCAGUUGCAGCCACUGUACAAGCCUGGCUAGACCUACUCUACAAGCCUUCAGUACUACACGUCUUACCUUGUCGAAACCCUUCCUGUAUCUCUUCACAUCUCAUUUAAGUUCCCCACUUAUAUUCCUGAUCAGUGGUCGAAAUGCCUUAAACACCAGAACACAGCAGUAGUAAUGUUCAGAGAUGUCUGUACUGAUUGCGCACAUUUAACAUUGCAACUAAGUAUAGAUGGCAUAAACUGCUAGUUGAAUGGUAUGCCUUGGCUGGUUCGGUCAAGACUGGCUACGUGUCAAACACUGAUCAUUGGAGAGUAAAGGCCAGCCCCAGAGGUUAGGUACAUAAUACAAGAUUAUUUGUCAGUAUAAAUCCACGUCUAAUAGACCACUCUUAGACUAGUAUGAAGAUGGUAUUGGAAGUUUUUGUUUGCGUUUUCAAUUUUUUUUUCCAUUCAGGAGGAACAAUAUACCUUGCCAAACAAGACCACAUUAAGGGAUUGUCAUAUUUUAAGUAUCCAGCUGUUACCCAUCAGCCCAUUAAGAUCAUCUGAAUAUACUGUCACUUAAAUUUAGAAAAUGUGUAAUAUUGUAUAGUACUUUAGUUGAAAACAUACGUAGUCAUAGCACUUAUCUGGGAAUAGCAAGAAGCCCCAAACUGGAAAUGUUGCUGAAGCCCUAAUAAUGAAUCAAAAUGGCUAAUAUCUGGCUGUGCCCUUACAUAAACUGGCUUAGCACCUUUUGUUUUUUACUGUAUAUGUGUUCAAUCUGUAUCAUUACAUCUAUUGCACCAAGGUAUGUUGUAGAAGUGUAAGAAUUUUUUAAAGCAUAAACUGUUGAGCCUUUUUGUAAUUGAUCAGAUGAAUCUAAAAUAGAAAAAAAUUAAGCAAAUCUGCAGAUAUCAGAAGAGUAAUCGGAAACUGUAGUAGCAAAUUACAUAUUUGUAGAAUGUAACCAUGGAAACAAAUAGGUCUAUGUAGAAUCUGUAUACACAAAAUAGUAGAAUUCGUUAUUUUAGGCUAUGUUUCAAUUAAUCUUUUUUUACUUGAAUUUUACUCCUCAUUUUGGUUAGUAUUUUUUAUCAAAACCAGAAGUGGAACAGACACAGAUUUGGAAAUAUUUGCACCUUUUACUUCCGGACCCAUUUCUGGUAUUGGUAAAUAUACUGAUUCAUAACUGAGUGGGGACAUAGACUGAAUUUUGCAACUAUUUGCAACUAUUUGCAAAAUUGCUUUUCUCUUUAUUUUAGAAGUAAUGGAGUUGUAAAAAAUAUGUACAAAACUGCAUAUAGCCUAUCAGUAUUACACAAAUGUAGAUGGGAUUACAUAAGACUUGGUUGUAGAUGACUAUUUCAGAUUGUAAUGUCCAUAAUAACUACAUGAAAUAGCUGUGAAUGUAUGCCUUUAUGGCUGUCCUAUACAAACCACUGUAUUCAGAUAGAGAUAUUCUGAAGUUCUGCAAUGUUGGCAGUUUGUACAGAACGGGGUUGGUUUUAGGUAUUGGAAGAGGUGGAAUACUACAUUUAGACCUACUUCUACAAUAUAUGUUAAAUAGGUGCUCGGUGCUGACUCGUUUUUCUACUAUACAUUUAUAUAUAUAACACCAAGGAAUAAAGAAUUCUUGAUCAAAGAAAUAGAACCCUUUUAAGACAUUAUUAACAUUGGCAAGGAAAUGUCAUGGCCAGUUCGGAUGAGGAUCUACGAUUCUGAAUGGAAAAUAAAUAAGAGGAUGCACUUAACAUGACCAGGAUAAAGUCAAAAGUAUUUUAAACAGGUCAUUGUUAAUAAGAGAUGUGUUAAAGCCCUUAUUUUACAUGGGGGGUGGGGGGGGGAUUCAUCAAACUCAGGUGAUAGUGAGGCAACACAGACAACGAAAUAAACUUGGCAAUACCCUUGGAGGGCACAUUGUCCGACACUGGGAGGAAAUUAGUGGAAAUAUUUUAAGUAGUUCCUGUCUUUUUAUUUGUUUGAUAGAUAAAAUGUGCAAACCUACUACUGUACAAUUAGAAUAAAAAAAGUCAUUUUUAGCCUUAAUGGUACUUAAUGGUCUGUAUGUGACUCCACUGUCACACUUUGAACAUUUCAGGAAAGUAACAAUUUUAAUGUUAACUACGAGCAGUUUGUAUAGAUGUCUUCAAGAGAGCAAUAGCACAUAUUCAGUUUACAAAUACAAUGUGUUUAUUUCUACCCAUGUAUUGUUAUUUUGUUACCAUUGUAUGAAGAGAAAUUUAGCAUGGCGCACAAUGCCACCAAGAUGUCAUAAUGUAAUAGUGUGUGCACUGUCGAUGAAACAGGGGUGGAAUUAAGGAAUGACAAGAAGGGAAAAAUCAUCAGUUAUGCUGGUCUGUAAAGUCAUGACAAAUAGCAGAGCACAAUGGUUGAGCUUCCUUAACAUUUAAGAUUGGGAAUACUGGCACUGGUGUUGCACCUGCACUGUGAAUGCAAUAGGAUUGCAAUAGUAUGUGAUGGCUGUAGUGGCCAUGACAUUGUAGGAACACUAUAACAUACAUUCAUAAGCACAAUAUGGACAUCCAAUGGUAUCAAUGUCAGUACAGUGCUCAUGUAUGCAUGUUAUGUGUACAUGUAUGAAGAUGUUUGUGUUCAUUUUAGUAUAUGUGAAGUCUAAGCACUCUCGCAUGUCAUAUUCAUUAUGAGUGUAGAGUUUGAUGGUGUGCUAUAAAACCAUAGGCCUUGGUUCGUAGGAUCAUAGAGUUAUCAUCUGAAAAAGAUCAUAGCGAUGUUACUUUAUAAAACACUUACAGGUCCUUCUGAUUCCCAGGAAUGAGAGAAUGCACCCUGGUCUAAUUUAAUGUAUGUAUGGGAUUUCUUUUAUAAUGUACCUCAGAUUAUGUCCAUUUUUGUAUAUUUGAAUUAAACAGUGUUUUGAUUCUUUCUCUCUUUG